This is a messenger RNA of Hypoxylon fragiforme, 1953 nucleotides long. Its product is annotated as carbon-nitrogen hydrolase. The transcript has 5 exons. Lineage: Eukaryota; Fungi; Ascomycota; Sordariomycetes; Xylariales; Hypoxylaceae. Gene Ontology annotation, molecular function: catalytic activity. The record is from RefSeq and is a predicted model, not a curated record. The coding region runs from base 410 to 1633 and encodes 407 amino acids.
UGGGAAUGGAAAUGGGAAUGGGAUGAAGUUAAUAAAGUAGAGUUGGGUUGGGUUGCAUCUUAAAUAGGUAUAUUAAAUACAACUAAAGUAAACUAAUGCACCCCAGAUCACGAGACGUAGCGGGGCAAAAACGCCAUAGGACUGAUAGAUUAGGCUUCUUCUUGAGGGGUUAAUGGGUUGAUGGGUUGAUUUAAGUUUUUGUCUAUAUUGAUCGAAUUAGUAGGCGCCUCCCCAAAUAACUUGAAACAUUAAAGUGCCCUAUGCAUAGCACUAAGGAGCUUACUAUAUCAACUUACUGUAUCUUCACUUUGAGCCUCUUCAUCAUUUUGACUCUUCUCCAUCAUACUUCUCAUCAUACUUCUCAAGGCUAGGUACCGAGUCCCCAAAGUUAACCUACAUAACUUUAACAAUGUCUCCUACAUUGAUUAGGUUGGCAACAGCCUCUCCAUCCACAGCAAAUACACCAUCGGAGACACUAGCUCAACUUUACCAGGUUGCUAGCAUUGCUGCUGCUAAUGAUGCUGAUAUCCUACUACUUCCCGAGGCUUAUCUAGGUGGCUACCCGCGAGGUUUAGAUUUUGGAUGUAAGAUUGGUUCACGGACCGCCGAGGGCCGUGACGAGUAUCUCCGCUACUUCCAGAGUGCUGUCGAUUUAGGUGAUACUGUCGGCGAUGGAGCUGGUGCCGGCGAUGCUUGGGUGAAUAAGCAGCUGGGGGCCCAAGCCAGGGAUGGACAAGCUGACGCACCGGUGACCAGGGGUGAUGGCACGCGAGAGGAGCUGGAACGAAUCGCUAGGCACACCGGUGUGUUCAUCGUGGUCGGCCUGGUCGAAAAGACAGGAGGCAGCUUGUAUUGCUCUGUUGUUUACGUUUGUCCGAAGUUGGGAAUGAUUGGGAAGAGGAGAAAGGUCCUACCGACAGGGUCAGAACGACUCAUUUGGGCUCAGGGAUCGCCCGCAACCCUCAAGGCAGUGAGCACUACUAUUCGUGGCGUCCGAAUUAAUAUGGCUGCUGCUAUCUGUUGGGAAAAUUACAUGCCGCUUUUACGGCAGACCCUCUACGCGCAAAACAUCAAUCUCUACCUCGCUCCUACUGCGGAUAACCGUGAGGCUUGGUUAGGACUGAUGCGUACUGUGGCAAUCGAGGGUCGUUGCUUCGUCAUCAGCUCAAAUAUGUGUAACACUUCGCCGCGUGACAACAAGCCAAGCGACUCUGAAUCAGCCGGACAUGGAGGCCAUCGAGCCGGCGGGGCUAAUGGCGCUGCUGGGAGGAGAAAAUCUGUGAUUGACGAGGACGGGAACGAGAUCGCGCUCCCCAAUGGAAAACAGACAGCUUCGACAACUGCCGUAUUCGAAGCUGAAGGGGUCCGAAAGAACGGACAUGUCGAGCCGGCGGCUAAGGCUGCCGUCGCCGCCGCUGCUAGCACUCGGGGCGGAUCGAGCAUUGUCUCGCCGUUUGGCGAUGUCGUUGCCGGGCCGCAGUGGGAUGACGGCUGUAACGUCAUAUUCGCGGAUGUUGAUUUCGAUGACUGCGUGCGAGGGAGGCUGGACUUGGAUGUUGCUGGGAGUUAUUCGAGAAACGACGCCUUUAAAUUCUCCGUCGUGGGCUUGAACCUUGAGCCCUUGCCGUACUGAUAAUUUGCUCUGGCUGCCUCCUAAGCAUUCUGCUCCCUUCGUUCUCUUUCUCGUCUGCCUUUUAACACGGCUUAUGAUUCAUGUAAACUCCGUUUCAUCCAUAUAUUGCAAGGUAUCCAUGUACAUCAUAUGGCGUUGACGAGUUGGCUGAGCAUGUGGAAUAAGAUGGGACAGGACAUCUACCUCAAAUCUUUGGGUACGAUUUAUGUCUUUCUUUCAAGGAGGAUGAUGGAAUAGUCUAUAUUGCAGUAUAGUAUGGUACCUGUACAUACCUUGUAUAUAUACUACUACUAUGCACCUAUCUGCGUACACAAGCUCCA